AUGGAUUUUGAAUUGUUACCUAAUGAAAUUUUACUUGAUUUAUUCGAUUAUUUUGAUGGUAUUGAUCUUCUUCGUGCAUUUUAUAGUCUCAAUUAUCGAUUUAAUGAUCUUCUCUACAAUCAAUUUCGAUUGUAUCGCUUUAACUUUUCUUCUAUUUCUAAACGUGAUUUUGAUAUGAUAUGUCAACAACACUUACCAUUCAUUACUCAACGAGUUAUUUCUCUUAGUCUUACUGACAAUUAUAAUAUCCCUGAACAAGCUAAUCUCUUUCUUUCUUAA
Molecule: messenger RNA, 279 nt
Organism: Rotaria sordida
Lineage: Eukaryota; Metazoa; Rotifera; Eurotatoria; Philodinida; Philodinidae
Source: the annotation of a GenBank genome assembly